AUGUCCGACAUCCCAAUGGAAUAUAAUCUCGAUGACUCGGGGCUGGAGGAAAGCCAAACCGGGACGUACUUAAACCCCCCCUCGAAAGCGGAAGCGGAACUGCAUAAAGAAGAGAUUUUAGAAAAAAUCAAAUCGUUGGAGGACCGCAUUGUUGCAAACAACCUAAACACCACCAAUUUGCUGGAAGUGCAAGAAGUCGGGAUGAGGAAAAUUGUGUUGCAACUGGAGACGAUCAAGUCAACAAUCGCCGAAACAAGAAAGGCCACGAAAAGACCAGGUCAGGAGCAGCAAGUUGAGAAGAAGAAAUCCCUCCUGCAAUGCCAGAUUUGUCAGCAACCGCACAGUGAUGUGGAGUGCCCUCAAUUGUCUCCCUCGCAAAGGAUGGAGAGAGCUGUCAAGGCUCAAAAGUGCUUAAACUGUCUUAAGAAACAUAAAGGAAACUGUCGGAAUGCACCAUCUUGCAAGUUUUGCGAGGGGGCGCACAAUUCAGUGUUUCAUGUUGAAUAA
Caenorhabditis remanei is the source of this 507-nucleotide messenger RNA. RefSeq lists its product as uncharacterized. NCBI's taxonomy places the organism in Eukaryota, Metazoa, Nematoda, Chromadorea, Rhabditida, Rhabditidae. Bases 1 to 507 code for a protein of 168 amino acids. The transcript has a single exon. The record is from RefSeq and is a predicted model, not a curated record.